UAUUAAUACAACACAAGACCAUGUCAAAUUAGACCUCCACAACAAUAAUGUAAACUAAUCAAACUUCAUCAUCUGAAAUGUACAUCCAACUAAAAUAAUCUCCACUUUCCCCUUAAACACAAUACACAAAUCUUCAACUUCCCAUCUUUGGAAAAACAACAACAAAAAAAAUCACACCAUGACAUCUUCUCCAAUUCCUUCUUCAUCUCAACCAUUUCUUGAAAAUGAACAACAACCCACCAUCCCCACAAAAAACUCAAAGAAAUUAGCACUUAUACCACUUAUAUUCAUAAUCUUUUUUGAGGUAUCUGGUGGUCCAUAUGGUGCUGAAGCAGCAAUAGGUGCAGCUGGUCCUUUUCUUGCAAUUCUUGGAUUCUUGAUUUUCCCAUUUAUUUGGAGUGUACCUGAAGCACUUGUAACUGCUGAACUUGCUACUACUUUUCCUGGUAAUGGUGGCUUUGUUAUAUGGGCUGAUAAAGCUUUUGGACCCUUUUGGGGUUCUUUAAUGGGUUCUUGGAAGUUACUUAGUGCUAUUUGUAACUUAGCUUCUUAUCCUGUACUUUGUUUAGAUUAUGUUAAGUUGGUUUUCCCAGUUCUUGGUUCUGGUUUUCCUAGGUAUAUUGCUAUUUUCUUGAUUACUAUGUUGUUGUCUUUUCUGAAUUAUUUAGGUUUGUCUAUUGUUGGUUACACAGCUGUUGUUCUUGGGGUUCUUUCCCUUUGUCCCUUUUGGUUAAUUACACUGUUUUCAGUUCCAAGGAUUGAUGUUAGUAGGUGGUUGAGUUUAGGACAAAUGGGUGUGGAAAAAGAUUGGAACUUGUUCUUUAAUACCCUUUUUUGGAACUUGAAUUUUUGGGAUAAUGCUAGUACUUUAGCUGGUGAAGUUGAACAACCUCAAAAGACAUUUCCUAAAGCACUUUUUUCAGCUGGGAUUGUUACAUGUUUGAGUUAUGUUUUGCCAAUUUUGGGCACUACUGGAGCUGUCCCAUUGGUGCAAAGUGAAUGGACUAGUGGAUAUUUUGCUAAUUUGGCUGCUAUGAUUGCUGGAAAUUGGUUGAAAUAUUGGAUGGAAGUUGGGAUUGUUUUGUCUGUGAUUGGUUUGUAUGAGGCUCAGUUGAGUAGUUGUGCUUACCAAGUUCUUGGAAUGGCUGAGAUGGGGUUGUUGCCUGGACUUUUCGGUGUAAGAUCAGAAUGGUUUAAUACACCUUGGGUUGGGAUUCUUGUACCAACAUUAGUAGCAUUGGUUGUGUCCUACAUGACAUUUACAGACAUCGUUUCAUCUGUGAAUUUCUUGUAUAGUCUCGGUAUGUUGCUAGAAUUUGCGUCGUUCUUGUGGUUGAGGAGGACAAUGCCUGAUGCUAAGAGGCCAUACCAAGUGCCAUUGUCAAUGCCAGGGCUGGUGGUGAUGUGCUUUAUUCCAUCUUGUUUUCUGGUUUAUAUUAUGGUUGUUGCUCAUAGGACCGUGUAUAUAGUCAGCGCCUUGCUCACUGUUUUCGCCAUUGCUUGGUACUUCUUCAUGGAGUUUUGUAAAACCAAGAUGUGGUUUGGUUUUGAAAGUGUUGAUCAAGACAAAGUUGAUGAUGAGAUUUUUUGAUCCAUCGAGUCUCAAACCGUGUACAGUCAGCUGGCCUUGAAGAUUUCUUGGUAUAAAAUAAAGAAUUGAUAGUUUGAUUUAUUAGUCAUUUGUGAUAUGUUUGCUUAUUUUAAAGCAUUGUGAACAUGAAUAAUGUGAUUCUUUGAACGCAUCUUGGACUGGAAUUGUUGUACCAACACUAGUAGCAUCGGUUUUGUCCUUCUCGACACUCACAAGCACCCCUGUUGUCUGUGAUUUCUUGUAUACUCUCGGGAUGCUGCUCGAGUUCACUUUGAUUUUGUGGUUGAGGAGGAAAAUGCAUAACACUACGAGGCCGUACCAAGUGCCAUUGUCAAUGGCCGGACUGGUGGUAAUGUGCUUCGCGGUUUAUGUUAUGGUUGGUACUUCUUCAUGGAGUUCUGUAUAUUCCAGAUGUGAUUUGGUUUUCAAAGUGCUAAAGAUAAGGUUGACGAUGAGAUUUUUAAUCCACCAAGUUUCGAACUGUGCACUAGCUGGCCCUAGAGGAUUUCUUGAUAUAAAAAGAAUAAUUGUUAGUUUGAUUUAUGUAUUAUUUAUGAUGUCUUGCUUAGUGUAAAGUAGUGGGAACAUGUAAAAUGUGAUUCUUUCUUAAUUUUUGAGUUGAAGAUUUGCUUGUUGA
Molecule: messenger RNA, 2228 nt
Organism: Capsicum annuum
Lineage: Eukaryota; Viridiplantae; Streptophyta; Magnoliopsida; Solanales; Solanaceae
Product: probable polyamine transporter At3g13620
Exons: 1
Coding region: 179-1591 (470 amino acids)
Biological process (GO): transmembrane transport
Cellular component (GO): membrane
Molecular function (GO): transmembrane transporter activity
Source: RefSeq, a predicted model, not a curated record